This is a messenger RNA of Cynara cardunculus var. scolymus (artichoke), 630 nucleotides long. RefSeq lists its product as uncharacterized. The record is from RefSeq and is a predicted model, not a curated record. Bases 1 to 630 code for a protein of 209 amino acids. The transcript has a single exon. NCBI's taxonomy places the organism in Eukaryota, Viridiplantae, Streptophyta, Magnoliopsida, Asterales, Asteraceae.
AUGGGGAAUUCGAUGGCUGCUUGUUGCAUAACAAGUGAAGGAUCAUCCGUGGAGGUAAUUUUCUGGGAAGGAAACAAAAGAAUCUUAACAGGAAAACGAUGGUUAGCCGGAGAGAUCAUGUUUGAGUUUCCAAAUUGCAUGGUGUGUGACGCAGGCUGCUUCUUCAUUGGCCAUCCCAUCCCGGCGUUAGCCAUUGAUGACCAGCUCAAGCCUGGUCAGACCUACUUUGUUCUCCCACUCGACAUGUUCUCUUCCAAGACCCUCGCAGCUUCUUCGAUAUCAGCCUUGGCCGCUUAUACGCCUAACCGCAGUCCAGUUAACUUCAAAGAGUGUCUUUUUGAGUAUAUAAAGGGAUCCAAUGGGAGGGUUUUGAUCAAGGUGACUCCUGAGUUUAUGGCUAGAAUUCUUACCAGAACAGAUGGGAAUGAUGAUCAAAAAAAUCAAAGUACAAAUGGGUUCUUGUGUAGUACCCCUGAGUUGAAAAAACAGUACGAACAGUUGGUUGGAUCCAAAGAUCAAAAUUGGUCACCUAAGCUUGAGACCAUUUCAGAGCAUAACAAGAUGAGGUCUUCUCCUUAUAGAUUUAUAGGGUUAAGGUUGGAAUCAAGAAAGCGAGAAGACGGUGCCUAA